UUUUUUUUUUCUUAAAUAAACACGCCUAGUUAGCUUGUUCUUUUAGCCAAAGAGAGAAAGUUCUUCUGAAACAACAUUAGAAAAAAUGAACAUUUUAAACUAACUCUUGUUUUCUCACGAUGAAAUGCAGGCAGAUGCGAUGGAGGAGCCCCCGUCGAUUCUUUGGGGAUUGGACCCGAUUUUUUCUGCUUUCGCGCGGCUAUACAUCCAAGACAUUCUGCAGAUGACGGAGUCCGUGCAGAUACCAGGUAUUUACUUCUACAACUCUCACCCCAUCUACAAGGUGGAUGUUCUUGGAACGGUGGUGUACAAGAGGGAGAGGGACAACUUCUUCUGUUAUGGAGUGGAUGAUGGAACUGGUGUGAUAAACUGCCUCUGCUGGAAGGGUGAGCUCCUCAAAGAUAAAGAUGAUGGCACUGGGACGGCGCCUGCGCCCUCUGACCCGGGAGUCUUUGACCCGGUUGUUGAGCUGAAGAAGUUGAAACAAGCCCAGCAGAAGCGCUGCCGCCUGGAGAUCGGAGAACUGCUCCGCGUUCGAGGCUCGGUGAAGACAUUCCGCCAGCAAAGAGAAAUCUCAGCUUCUGUUUUCUAUAAGGUGGACGACCCACUGAUGGCGGUCCAGAUCCAGUGGAUGAUGGACGUCCCAGAGCUCUACAGAGAGUGUUACGACAAAACCUUUGAGCUGCAGUCUGACGGACACGGGGAAUCUGCCGGCACUCCCCUCAUCAAGGCCACUAACCUCAUCAAGGACUUCAUCAAGCAGAAGUCUGUGUCCAGGUUCAGGCCGUAUGAUGUCCAGGAUCUCCUGCAGCCUCUGAUCUUCAACCAGCUUCGGGCAGCUUCUGCAGAGCCGGAGGCUGCUGGUCCGUCUGGAUGCCAGCAGCUUCGACAGCUUUUGAAGGAGGUCCUGCAGAUCUUACAGGAUGAGGGCGUCGUGUACCGCAGAGUCAAAGCGCAGGACGAAGUCUACCACGUGACGGAACAGGACAAAGACCUUCUGAUAGCUGUGAAGGACAUCAUCAGGGAGGACUCCAAAAGAGAGAAGUACUCGGAGAAGGGCUGCCACGUCCUGCACAUCCUGUCAGCGGUCCGGCAGCGGCACAGCCUCAACGUGAGCGCAGCGGCUCUGGAGCUCGUCCUCAAGUCGCUCGAGUGCAACAGUGACAUCGUCAGCACCAGCGACAAACAUUACACCGCGUUUUGACGCGAAACGUCUCUACUUUAACUGCUUUGUCCAGUAUGAUCACUGAGGACCUCCUGGUUGGACAUCAGUGUCUGUGAAAGUCUCCUCUCUGGUGGAAUGGAGGAGCAAACAGAUGGCAGCAUGAGCCUGCUCUGAGGCCUCCAGGCUGAAACGUCUCCAGGGUUUCCAUGAAGCCUCGUCUUUCCGCCUCCUUGGCGGUUAUUGGUGCAGCUUUUCUUUAAAAUAAGUAUUUUGAGCUCUCCAGGCGAUUUAAAGAGAAUGUGCAGCAGCACAGACAUCACUCCCUCUCCUCCUCCUCCUCCUCCUCCUCACAUCCAUCUGUCACCUCCUCAGAAAAACACAGGAAUUCUUCAAGAGCUUUGAAUUUAUGGAGAAGAAAAUGCGGCUAAAGACUGAUACUCGGCUUCUAGAGUGCAGAGGAUACUGGAUUACAGACAAUGAUGCCAAAACCAUGUUGGUCUGACAUCUGAAGCUUUGCUUUUCUUUGCUUUUCCCCCAAAUCCGUCCUGUUUUAAAGUGAUUUAUUUUUAGCAUUAAAAACAUUCACAUGACAUGGUUAUGUGUUUUCCUCGUGGUAUUUUAAAUUGUUAGAGGAAAAGAUAUUUAUUUGUAAUCAUUUUUUAUCUUCUCUCAUGAGACUGAACCAAAAGUACUGACUAAAGUAUUACCUCAGGUAUGACUUCCAUAGGCUAUAGACAUUAUUAAUAAUUAUAAUUUUCCAUUUUAAUAUAUUCACAUAUGAUUUAAUUCUAAUUUGGAGUAAAACAUCCAAAAUUAAAAGCAAAACCCUUUUUUUUAAAACUAAAAACAGAAAAUGGUUGAUUUCUCUCGUUUUUUAUACUCAGAUUAAACAAAAAGCUUAUUAAAAAUGAUUCAUUAUUCAUUUGAUUAGCAAACGUCUUCCCAGCCUCCAUCUGUUAAACUGGGGCGAGGACAAGCCCCCACACUCAAUAGUAGCACGUGUUGCAGUUCCAUUAAUGAACACUAGAGGCUGGUUGCAAAAAGGAACAAUUUCUUAUUCAGUCCAUGUUUAAAAUUUUAACUUCUCCCCCAAAAUUAUACACUGAAAGCUUUACAAAAAGCUUUGUUUUCAUUUGUGUAGCUUUAAUAUUUCUGUGGUGUUUUUUUUUUUACAAGUCACUUGCCUUUUAUUAAAGCUAAAAACUGCAAUAUGAUUUUAAUUGGCAUGUGGGAGGACCAUUAGGUGAACGAAACAAAACUUUAUGGUUUUACUGCCCAAUCGUUCAAUUUCCGAUCAUUAUGAGUUUGGAGAU
This is a messenger RNA of Oryzias latipes (Japanese medaka), 2478 nucleotides long. It is a transcript of the gene stn1, whose product is annotated as STN1 subunit of CST complex. The record is from RefSeq and is a predicted model, not a curated record. Gene Ontology annotation, cellular component: CST complex. Gene Ontology annotation, biological process: telomere capping. Lineage: Eukaryota; Metazoa; Chordata; Actinopteri; Beloniformes; Adrianichthyidae. Gene Ontology annotation, molecular function: single-stranded telomeric DNA binding.